AUGGCGCAGCGCUCGUCGAAGAUGGCCAUAGCCGGAGCCGCCGCAGGCGGAGUGGCGCUGCUCAAUGCCGCCUCGGCCUUCGUGGCAGCGCCGGCAGCGUCACAGCCAGCCCUCAGGGGCACCCCAGCCGCGCAGGCGCAGGCCCAAUCCGCGAAUGCGGGCUCUUCGCUCUCUACGUUGGCCGCGGGUGGUGCCGUUGCCGCAGCAGCAGUUGCCGCAGGUGCUCGGCCAGGACGCCAGACACGCAGCACCAUCCUCCCAACAACCGUGGUGCCAGCGAAGGAGAGCCUGGUGACACUCAAAGCAUUGGACCAGUCCAGCCGAUAUGCAGACCUCUCCCUGGACGAGGCCACGCUCAUCAAGAAUGGAAAGCACGUGCUGGUGGCGUACAUAAUGAAGCCGAAGGCGGGCUACGACUACCUGGCCACCGCCGCCCACUUCGCCGCCGAGUCCUCCACAGGCACCAACGUGAACGUGUGCACCACCGACGACUUCACGAAGUCCGUGGAUGCCCUGGUGUACUACAUCGACCCUGACAGCGAGGAGAUGAAAAUCGCCUACCCCACCCUGCUGUUCGACCGCAACAUCAUCGAUGGCCGCGGCAUGAUGUGCUCCUUCCUGACCCUGGCCAUCGGCAACAACCAGGGUAUGGGCGAUGUCGAGUACGGCAAGAUCUACGACUUCUACCUGCCCCCGUCCUUCCUGCGCCUGUAUGAUGGGCCCGGCGUGAACGUGGAGGACAUGUGGCGCAUCCUGGGCAAGGGCACCAGCAACGGUGGUCUCGUGGUGGGCACCAUCAUCAAGCCCAAGCUCGGCCUGCAGCCCAAGCCUUUCGGCGAGGCCUGCUACGCCUUCUGGCAGGGCGGUGACUUCAUCAAGAACGAUGAGCCGCAGGGCAACCAGGUGUUCUGCCAGAUGAACGAGUGCAUCCCCGAGGUCGUGAAGGCCAUGAGGGCUUGCAUCAAGGAGACCGGUGUCGGCAAGCUGUUCUCGGCCAACAUCACCGCGGAUGAUCCAAACGAGAUGAUCGCCCGCGGCAAGUACUGCAUGUCCCAGUUCGGACCUCUGUCCGAGAACUGCGCCUUCUUGGUGGAUGGAUACGUCGCGGGAGGCACCGCUGUGACCUGCGCUCGCCGCAACUUCCCCAAGCAGUUCCUGCACUACCACCGAGCCGGCCACGGCUCCGUGACCAGCCCCCAGACCCAGCGUGGCUACACUGCCUUUGUCCACACCAAGAUCUCUCGUGUUAUCGGUGCCUCCGGCAUCCACACCGGCACCAUGAGCUUCGGCAAGAUGGAGGGCGAUGCCUCCGACAAGAACAUUGCCUUCAUGCUGCAGGACGAUGAGGCCGAUGGCCCCUACUACCACCAGGAGUGGGAGGGCAUGAAGCAGACCACCCCCAUCAUUUCUGGUGGCAUGAACGCGCUCCGCCUGCCGGCCUUCUUCGAGAACCUGGGUCACUCCAACGUGAUCCUCACUGCCGGUGGCGGCGCCUUCGGCCACAAGGAUGGACCCAAGCCAGGUGCCAUCUCCUGCCGACAGGGUGAGGAGGCCUGGAAGGCCUGGAGGUCCGGACAGUACGGCAACAUCAGCCUGAGCGAUGGCGUCAUCGAGUUCGCCAAGACGCACGAGGAGAUCAAGGGUGCCUUCCUCACCUUCCAGAAGGAUGCUGACCAGAUCUACCCGGGAUGGAAGGAGAAGCUCGGCUACACUGGUGAGUCCUCUGUGCAGGCGGCCAGCUUCGACUGGGCCAAGAAGGCGUCGGCCGCGGCCUUCGUCGGCGCCAGCGUGGCCCCUGCCAAGAAGGAGAGCAGCGUCUCGCGCAAGGCCCUGGACCAGUCCAGCCGAUACGCGGACCUGUCACUGGACGAGGCCACACUGAUCAAGAACGGCAAGCACGUGCUGGUGGCGUACAUCAUGAAGCCGAAGGCGGGCUACGACUACCUGGCCACCGCCGCCCACUUCGCGGCCGAGUCCUCCACAGGCACCAACGUGAACGUGUGCACCACCGACGACUUCACGAAGUCCGUGGAUGCCCUGGUGUACUACAUCGACCCUGACAGCGAGGAGAUGAAAAUCGCCUACCCCACCCUGCUGUUCGACCGCAACAUCAUCGAUGGCCGCGGCAUGAUGUGCUCCUUCCUGACCCUUGCCAUCGGCAACAACCAGGGUAUGGGCGAUGUCGAGUACGGCAAGAUCUACGACUUCUACCUGCCCCCGUCCUUCCUGCGCCUGUAUGAUGGGCCCGGCGUGAACGUGGAGGACAUGUGGCGCAUCCUGGGCAAGGGCACCAGCAACGGUGGUCUCGUGGUUGGAACCAUCAUCAAGCCCAAGCUCGGCCUGCAGCCCAAGCCUUUCGGCGAGGCCUGCUAUGCCUUCUGGCAAGGCGGUGACUUCAUCAAGAACGAUGAGCCGCAGGGCAACCAGGUGUUCUGCCAGAUGAACGAGUGCAUCCCCGAGGUCGUGAAGGCCAUGAGGGCUUGCAUCAAGGAGACCGGUGUCGGCAAGCUGUUCUCGGCCAACAUCACCGCGGAUGAUCCAAACGAGAUGAUCGCCCGCGGCAAGUACUGCAUGUCCCAGUUCGGACCUCUGUCCGAGAACUGCGCCUUCUUGGUGGAUGGAUACGUCGCGGGAGGCACCGCUGUGACCUGCGCUCGCCGCAACUUCCCCAAGCAGUUCCUGCACUACCACCGAGCCGGCCACGGCUCCGUGACCAGCCCCCAGACCCAGCGUGGCUACACUGCCUUUGUCCACACCAAGAUCUCUCGUGUUAUCGGUGCCUCCGGCAUCCACACCGGCACCAUGAGCUUCGGCAAGAUGGAGGGCGAUGCCUCCGACAAGAACAUUGCCUUCAUGCUGCAGGACGAUGAGGCCGAUGGCCCCUACUACCACCAGGAGUGGGAGGGCAUGAAGCAGACCACCCCCAUCAUUUCUGGUGGCAUGAACGCGCUCCGCCUGCCGGCCUUCUUCGAGAACCUGGGUCACUCCAACGUGAUCCUCACUGCCGGUGGCGGCGCCUUCGGCCACAAGGAUGGACCCAAGCCAGGUGCCAUCUCCUGCCGACAGGGCGAGGAGGCCUGGAAGGCCUGGAGGUCCGGACAGUACGGCAACAUCAGCCUGAGCGAUGGCGUCAUCGAGUUCGCCAAGACGCACGAGGAGAUCAAGGGUGCCUUCCUCACCUUCCAGAAGGAUGCUGACCAGAUCUACCCGGGAUGGAAGGAGAAGCUCGGUUACACUGGCGAGUCCUCCGUUCAGGCCGCCAGCUUUGACUGGGCCAAGAAGGCGUAA
Messenger RNA from Symbiodinium sp. CCMP2592, 3288 nucleotides. The record is from the annotation of a GenBank genome assembly. NCBI's taxonomy places the organism in Eukaryota, Dinophyceae, Suessiales, Symbiodiniaceae.